Messenger RNA from Homalodisca vitripennis (glassy-winged sharpshooter), 2354 nucleotides. Its product is annotated as zinc finger protein 492-like. The transcript has 11 exons. The record is from RefSeq and is a predicted model, not a curated record. Gene Ontology annotation, cellular component: nucleus. Gene Ontology annotation, molecular function: DNA-binding transcription factor activity, RNA polymerase II-specific; RNA polymerase II cis-regulatory region sequence-specific DNA binding. Bases 325 to 2253 code for a protein of 642 amino acids. Lineage: Eukaryota; Metazoa; Arthropoda; Insecta; Hemiptera; Cicadellidae. Gene Ontology annotation, biological process: regulation of transcription by RNA polymerase II.
UGAACACUUGUCUUCGGUAGUAAGUACAGAUGUGCGAGAUGUCCCUUCCCCACCCGGCAUCGGGCCAGCCUGAGGGCAAAAACUGUGGAGAAGGCGUGCUCGCAGCUACCGCUACCGCCACCGCCACUACAAUCUAGAAGCUGUUGUCAGUCAGUUCAGUGGUGGGUGAACUUGUGAGAAGUGCGAAUCACCUGGCAGCACCUCCAGAUACUUUGGAUUAUAACGUUAACUCAGGUCAAGAAGUACAAGUUACUAUUUCUUGUAACUGAAUGGACACUGCCUUUGUAUGCAUAUAAAAGGAAAUAAUCAAGAAUCAAUACAAAUAUGAUUUGUGAAACACAAUCUUUUACCUCCCAAACCUCUUACUAUGUGGACUGUCCUGCAGAAGGCCAAACAUUGUACAUAUACCCUGUCAGGGAACUUGAGGGUAGUAGAGCAGAGACAGUAUCGCAAGGGAGGUUCUUGUCGUUCAGCACAGACUCAGACAGUGGCUUCUCCCAGAGUUGCACAACUCCAACGUCCAGCGAGAGUGAGCACUGGGAGCACCUGACAGGGGUCGAUACUGAUGACGAUGUGUUCACGGAGAGAGAGGUCGUCCUGUCAUACGACGGCUCUGAGGUGACGGAGACCAACUAUAGGGAAGGCUCCCUCACAUGGGGAUUGGAUGAAACAAUAGUGGGACCACCUGAGUCCCACCCAGAUACUGACAUUGACAGCGACUACAUAGAAGAGUUCAAACAAGAAUUGGAAGAUGAUACCUCAGAAAUUUCAUUUGCCAAUGAAUUAUCCUUGUCACUGAAUGAACAGGAUGUGGGAGAAGAGGUGACAAACAUAAACAUAAACGAGAUUAGUUGUACAGACUCUUUCCUGAAGUGGCUCGAUAGUGAACAGGAUCAGAGUCCUUGUCCUGACAACAAUGAACAUCACAACACCACAAGUGAGUCAAAUGAAUCGAUCGAAGACGACGAAGAUUCUGUUGAUUUACAGUUUCAAUUUUCCCAGAAAACAUCUGACAUCACUAGUUAUUACAAUGAUCACUAUUUCAAAACUCAAGAUAGUAAGUCUGGGACCAUUUUGCCACCCAUCCAAACUAUGAUUCCUGCAGGAUCCAAAAUGAUUCAUUCUUUCCCUGGUGACAAAUGUGUUCAGAAUAGAGAUUCGUUCAAUACACUCAUUCGAACAUCUCCAACCAGUCUUCAUCUAAACAACUUGGCUGCUGAAAAAAGUGAAAAAAGCGGAGGUUAUGGUCAUUUAAUGCACAAAAGCUUCCACAUCAAUGAAAAUGACAACUCUUCAUACUACGGAACUCUUCCAGACAACCAGGUGGUGAUAACACAAGCUAAGGGGGAACUUCUGGAUGAACUAGCCAGAAAAAAUUCAACUCAAGUUCAAUUUUCUGCGAAGCCUCAAACAGUUGAUACAUGUUUGCUGGAGUGCAGAUGGGAGGACUGCUGGGCUAUAUUCCCUGGGCAGGCAGCACUGGUCCGUCAUAUCGAAAAAACACAUGUAGAGUUGCGACGUGCUGACGAGUUUGCGUGCCUGUGGCAGCACUGCCCACGUAGGACCCGGCCAUUCAAUGCUCGCUACAAACUACUAAUCCACAUGCGAGUCCACUCAGGCGAGAAGCCUAAUAAAUGCCCAUUUCCAGGAUGCCUAAAAGCAUUUUCUCGUCUAGAAAACCUCAAGAUACACCAGAGGUCGCACACGGGUGAACGGCCUUACUCCUGUCAGUUCCCAUCCUGUAUCAAGGCCUUCAGCAACAGUUCUGACCGUGCUAAGCAUCAGAGGACGCAUUAUGACACAAAACCCUAUGCUUGUCAAGUAGCUGGAUGCAGGAAGCGUUAUACUGAUCCAAGUUCACUACGGAAACACAUAAAAAAUCACACUGGAACGAUUUGUAAAAACAAAAAACUUAUUGCAAGUGAGCCAGUUGUUAUGAUCUCAAAACUUGAACCAUCACAGCGAGAACGACUGAAUUCUUAUGUAUCAGAUUGUACAAGUGACUACCUCGAGGAUGAAUAUCAUCAGAGUGACAUCGUAGAAGAGGUGUCUGAUACCGAAGUGUCUGAUCCAAUUCUGGAGUAUGUGCCAUACGAUGCUGUCAGACAUCUUGUAGACGAAUCUUCAAAAUUUGUUGGGUUGACUGAUGAACUGAGUAUCGACAUAGAAAACCAGUUCAUGGACGAUGUUCAACUUGAAAAUUCUAACUUCUUGUCUUUUUCUGAUGACGAUGUAUUGUCUUUUAUUAACUAGACACUUUCAUCCAUUCUUUUAUUAUUGAUCUCUUUAUGAAAAAAAUGUGAUGUAGUGUUUUUAGAAUCUUAAUAACAAAAAUUAUAUGUUGUUUGUUAGAA